CGCCCAUUCAGCGGGACUGUCGCGGCAUUUGAAACAUCCACAUCUGAAGCUGCAUUGAAAAAAGCUCCUUUACACCGCAAUCCCCGUAUACAAAGCGGCCAAAUAUCAUCGAUAUGAUCGAGAAGGAGGACCCGGUCAUCAGCGAGGAGGAGGCGGCUCAGUACGACCGGCAGAUCCGCCUGUGGGGGCUGGAUGCCCAGAAGAGACUGCGUGGGUCCCGUGUGCUCCUGGCAGGAUUAGGUGGUCUGGGGGCCGAAGUGGCCAAGAAUUUAAUCCUAGCUGGAGUGAAAGGACUAACUUUGCUGGAUCAUGAACAGGUGUCAGAGGAGUCAUGUCGAGCUCAGUUCCUGGUCCCGGUGACGGCCCAGGGUCAGAAUCGAGCCAUGGCCUCUCUGGAGCGAGGGCAGAACCUCAACCCAAUGGUGCAAGUCCACGCAGACCAAGACAGAAUUGAAGACAAACCAGAUGACUUCUUCCUGCAAUACGAUGCGGUGUGUCUGACAGGCUGCUCCAGAGACCUGAUGGUGCGGGUGGACCAGCUCUGUUCUAAGCACAACAUCAAGGUGUUCUGCGGGGACGUCUACGGUUACUAUGGUUACAUGUUUUGCAACCUGGGAAAGGAACACAACUACGUCGAGGAGAAACCGAAACUGGUUAAACCGAGUUCUACUGAUGGUCCAGAGGCAAAGAAAGCCAAAGUGGACCCCAACGAGACCACCAUGGUGAAAAAGACGGCCUCUUACUGCACCCUGAAGGAGGCUCUGGAGGUGGACUGGACCACGGAGAAGGCCAAAGCCGGGAUGAAGAAAACACCAGUGGACUACUUCCUGCUUCAAGUUCUGUUGAAGUUCCGGACAGACAAAGGUCGUGACCCCGACCCACUGUCCUACCCAGAGGACAGCCAGCUGUUGAGACAGAUCCGUGAGGACGUGCUGGAGGCACUGGCUGUGAGAAGUGACCUGCUGAGCGAUGACUUCAUCAGCUACUGCUUCUCUGAGAUGUCUCCAGUGUGUGCUGUGGUGGGGGGGGUCCUGGGACAGGAAGUUGUCAAGGCCCUUUCCCUUAGAGACGCUCCUCACAGGAACUUCUUCUUCUUUGAUGGCCGUAAAGGGAACGGCAUGGUGGACUACUUUGGACCAAACUGAGCAGAUUUGAGUUCCCUUACUUUGUUCCCUUUGAUAAAUGAUGUUGGUUCUUUCUCCACUCGUCAUCAUUUUGGCAUUUCGUCUCAAGUACAAAGUGAUGUUUUUUUUUUACAUUUGCUAAUAAAACCUUGUUGGGUAAAA
This is a messenger RNA of Eleginops maclovinus (Patagonian blennie), 1286 nucleotides long. It is a transcript of the gene sae1, whose product is annotated as SUMO1 activating enzyme subunit 1. The record is from RefSeq and is a predicted model, not a curated record. Bases 114 to 1145 code for a protein of 343 amino acids. Gene Ontology annotation, cellular component: cytoplasm; SUMO activating enzyme complex. The transcript has 9 exons. Lineage: Eukaryota; Metazoa; Chordata; Actinopteri; Perciformes; Eleginopidae. Gene Ontology annotation, biological process: protein sumoylation. Gene Ontology annotation, molecular function: SUMO activating enzyme activity.